Messenger RNA from Stegastes partitus (bicolor damselfish), 1751 nucleotides. RefSeq names its product glomulin-like. The coding region runs from base 1 to 1650 and encodes 549 amino acids. The record is from RefSeq and is a predicted model, not a curated record. Gene Ontology annotation, cellular component: cytoplasm. The transcript is spliced from 17 exons. NCBI's taxonomy places the organism in Eukaryota, Metazoa, Chordata, Actinopteri, Pomacentridae. Gene Ontology annotation, molecular function: ubiquitin-protein transferase inhibitor activity.
AUGAGUGAAGAUCAGGCGAAUGACAUAAUCCAGAGAUGGGUAAUCGUGACGGCUAUGGGUUACGUUCUCAUGGAGCCUCUUAUAAGCGAAGCAACUAAAAAAAAGAAGAACCUUGACCACUGCCGGGCUGCCGUCACACAUCUGAUUAAAACCUGCAGCCCAAAUGAUCUCCUGCACAGUUUACUUGAAGUAAUUGAAGACGUCGAUCCAGGAGCAAUUUCUGACACCAUCUUAGUUCUGAUUCCACAUCUUCAAACAGUGCUGCUCCGCCUGGAUGAGAGGAAGGCAGCCAGCGUGGGUUUGGCCCUGUCGGCUCUGCAGAAGCAGCUGUCUCGGCUGCCUGUGCCUUACAGCCGGCAGCAGGAGGAGGCGGAUGAGUUCGGCCUGUGUCGCUGCUGCACCGCCUUGGCUGCGUUCACGAAGCCUUUCAUAGAGGAGGUGAAGAGGAAAGACGGAAAGUGUGUCGCCACAGCUGAGGACGAGGAGCUGAAGACUGAGAUCCUGAAGUUCUACAUGAAGAGCUUGAGAGAACCUUUGCUCGAGGCCGAACUGACCGGAGACAGAAAAUCCCCACUGUGGCUCUUUGCAGUGGAGAUAAUGGUCACUCUACCCGCCAUCAAAGAGCCUCUUUCAGGGCUCCUGUUCUUCAGCUCUCAGAGGAAAAGCAGCCUGAUGGACAGCAGUCAGUCCAACGAGUCAAAAGCCUGUCUGGCCUAUCUGCUGUUUGUCCAGCUCGUAACCAUAGACAGCUUCCCAGCAGUGUUCAGUCCUGUAUUUGUUCUUCAGCGCAACAUGGAAUACAUCGAUCACCUGCUCAGUAGCAAAAAGGAAUCUCACUUGCUCAAAGGACUGGCACUGUUUACAAAAAGCUUGGAGAGCAUACAGGACAACAGCCUUCCAGUGAGUCUACUGGAACAGAAAAGCUUCUUCAGUGUAUUACAGAACCUGCGGCAAGUUCUCACCGACUGUCCGAUGCAACAUCUGAGAGAAACAGGACUGCACAUUUUCCAGCUAUUUAUUGAUAAAUUAGAUGCUGAAGCAAAACACAAGUUCUUCAGGUGCAUGUUAAAAACCAGCAACCAUGCAGGAGUGGAAAGUUAUAUAGUCAAGAACAUCAAGAACCAAAUAGAAUCUUCCAUGAAGCCAGGAAAUGCCAAUAAGUGGUUCUUGGGAGCAGAGCUUCUGUCGUUGUUGGGACUGGUGCUGUGUUUGCCACAAGGUGCCGAGACAGAUUUACUCAACAGUAUGGACAAGAUAAUGGAGAGUCUGAAUCUUCUACGCUAUGUGCUUAUCAGAGACAAAGACCUGAGAAGCAAAUUUCAGGCAGAUGUGUGGGAAGAUCUGUGCAGGAUCAAAGACGAAUACAUAAAAAUGCUGCGUGUGUGUAUCGGCAUAUCAAGAGCCUAUUAUUCCUCUGAACUGAAAGCACUGAAGGAGGAUCAAAAGCUGAAAGCAAAAGAGGCUAGAGAUGCUGCUAGAUCCAGCAGAUCAGUCAAAAACAUGACGGUAAAGCAUGAGAAAGUGUCAAAUAUGUCCCCAGAGGUCCAGCACCAGGUGUUGCAGAGUGCAAUGGUGACAUUUGACCUGAUGGAGAGUCUCAUAGUUCGUAUUGAGGAGAUCACAGAGGAAAAGCAGAGCAAAGUAAACUGAGGACACUUGUGUCAUUUCAGAUGGCUGCACAUUUUUUUCUAAGUAUACAGUUUUUGCUUUUUUUUCAUUGUUUGACUGAUUAAAGGAAAUCAAGUGCUGAA